Cinara cedri is the source of this 6196-nucleotide messenger RNA. Lineage: Eukaryota; Metazoa; Arthropoda; Insecta; Hemiptera; Aphididae. The record is from the annotation of a GenBank genome assembly.
CAACUGGAAAUUAAUCAUUGGGAAUACCGAAUGUAUUAAUAGAUUUAAGGAAUAUUAUCGAAUUUGAUUGGAUUAUAGCAGCGACAAUAAUAAACUAUGAUACUUAUGGUUAAAUCACAAUUUAUUAUUUACCGAUUAGUCGCUCAGUCCUUAUUGUGCCUCGUCUCGUUACUUUACCUUUUUCUUCUCCAUUUUUCUUUUCAAUUAUUUCUUCAUAUUGUCUAGUAUUAUAUUAUAUUGCAUUUUAAUUUAUUUAAUAGACACAUAAAAGGAAAACACCGAAGCAGAGGUGCGAGCAAAGCCACGGGCCAUAGCCUUUGGGCUUUCAAAAACUCAAUAAAUUUAAUUUAUUUUAUUUUUUGACUUAAACGUUUAACACACCUAAGGUCAGUAUAUUGGGUAUCAUAUAAUAAUUUUUAACAUAGAAAUAGUGUAGGAAAGUAUUUUAUAUAGAUUCCUGUAUAUUAUUAAUACCCAAAAAGUACAUAUUGUACUUGUAUGAAUUAAUGUUUUAUAAGUGAAAAUAUUUUAUACGGGUGAUCAAUUUAUAUAGGAAGAUAUUUUCAUCAUCGCCAAAAGUAUUGUUUUUUUUUUUUUCGAAAUUUUCUUUUAGAAAAAUUCAUGAUAAAUACGCUACUGGUUUCUCAGUCUUUUAAACAAAUUUGAAAUGUCUAUUAUUUCUUUAUUAUAAUAAGAGGUAGUAGGUAUCUAAUUAAAUUAUCUUUGUCAUAAAAUGUACCUAUUACCUAUAUCUGUAGUGUCUUAUUUUUAAUUAAAUAUUUAGUUAUGUAAAAUUAAAUUAAAUGCCAAUUUUACAACAAAUAAUCAAGUCCAGUUUAGUUCAUUGGAAAUGUUAGUCAUUUACAAAAUUGACAUUACUGGGUCUAAAAAAUGAUUUAAAUAUCUGAAUUUAAAAGUUUAAAAUUAAAAAAUAAUUUUCCGUUAUGUGAUUAAUAUAAGUAGGUACUUGGUUAAUAUUUUUGUUUAGCCGUAAUGGCAUAAAACCUAACAUCUAAUUAAUAUUGUAGUGAAUACAAAUAUACCUAUAGAUUAAGACUAGAGACAUUAAAAUUGAAAUCUUGUCUCUUGGGUUAAAAAAAAAAUUAAAAAUGAAAAAUGCCUAGUACAAAUAUUUUCCAUGCCCCCCCCCCCAUGUCUCUGCGAUUGAAUUUUCGAUUUUCUCAUACCCCGCAGAAAUAUGUCAGGUUUAAAAAUUCGCGUUUGAAGUCUUGGUGAAAUUUUGAUCUCUGAAACUGCUUCUUAAAGUCAAGAAAAAGUAUUGAAAAAUCACCCAUAUGUUUUCCUUAUUAUCACUUAAGUUAGAAUUAACAUUUUCUAAUUUCUUACAAAAAUAUAAAAGAUUUUUAACACUUAUUUGUUAUCUACCCCAAAGCGCCAUAUUAAAAAGUGUCAACAAAUUUAAAUAUUGAAAUCCUAACUGUUUGGCGCUUUAUUUAUACUAUUAGAAAACCACUGUAAUUUUCAGAUAUUUUUAACCUUAGUUUUGACACGGAGCACAAAAGCGUCUGUAAAUAAUACAAAUUUUCCAAGUCUGCUAAAGUACACCUCUAAUCCUGUCAUAUCUUGGCGGGAAAAGAAAUUGAAUUGCAAGUCAUUGGUUUGAUAUUUUGACAUUUUUGUUUUUUUUCUACCCUAAAAACUAGUCUUCAAUCUCUACCAAUGCUGUCUGGCUUUCUUGGUCUAAACUAAACUUGUAUGUAACAACCAUUAAUAAUUGUUUAAUAUACAUUUUAAUACAAUAUAAUAGUACACAGUGCAUAAUACAUAAAAAUAUAACAGUUAUAAUUUUAUAAAUAACUUAUAAUAUUUGUAUAUUAUUUUAUUUAUUUUUAUUACAAACAACACAAUCUAACACCUAAAUCUGCAUCACAUCCAUUCUUCUAUUUUAUAUCAUUUCAGAUUUGUUCUAUAAUUAAUUGUUAAUUUUUUUUACAGAAAAAUCAUGACUUUCCCUUCUACAGUAAAAAAGUCCGGUUCUAUGAAAGCCACGUCUAAAACUGGAUCAGAAUCAAAGGUUCUACCUCCAGGGUCUCCAGGAUCACCCAAAUUAAUAUCUGUGAAUACAUCUGCAAAAUUGCUACCAAUUGGAUCUUCAGUUAAAACACCACUGGCUAAUAAAGUUUCUGAAAAAGUUAACGAUGGAUCUGCUGUUAAAAACUUAAGUUCUAAAUCUAUUACUAAACCUGUAAAUGAUGUUAAGUUUGAACUAGCUAAAAAACCUAUGACCAAACCUCCUCCUCUUAAGCUGAAUACAAAAUCAAUAGACUCAAAAGAAUUACAAUCACCUGUCACUCUGAAACGUAUACCUAAAACUCCGACAACUCCAUCUGUAAAAUCGUUUGUAUUAGCGAAAUCACCUAUGGUAACUAAGUCAUCAUCAACUAUGUCAACUUCUGUGUCACCUGGAAUAGUUAAAUCAUCUACUUCUCCAACUUCUAAAUCAUCUCAAGUGACUGCAGGAUCGAAGUCUUCCACUACAUCUUCAGUUAAAUCUCCUUCAACAUUGAAAUCUUCACCAGUAACUAAAUCCCCACAAGUAUUUGCUUCAUCUAAAUCUACUGUUAUUUCUUCUCCCAUCGCUAAAUCUCCUUCGACAUUACCUACUUCAAAAACUUUAACAGUACCUAAAUCACCAUUGUCUACUAAAUCUUUAACUCCAACAGUGAAAUCACCAUUGUCUACUAAAUCUUUAACUCCAUCAGUGAAAUCUAUAAUAUCUAAGACAACUAUUAAAGAUAAUCCAACGUCAUUAAAAUCUGUCUCAACCAAAGACCAAACAACUGUUGUAAAAUCAUUAACUCCAACUAAAAAUACAGCUUUGUUGUCUACCAAUAGUACAGCAGGAGUUAAAUCACCAACUACACUAACAACCAAGUCAUCAACAAUUUCAAGAAGUCCAUCUAUGACAUCUAGUAAAAAAUCAAUUUCUUUAAAGGUCCCACUUUCUCCUUCAAAAUCUUUAACUAAACAUCCUAACACUACAAAAGUGUCACCAUCAGUAAAGUUGACUGUUUCUAAUAAACCAAGUAUUGUUUCUAAACCGGAACCAAUGUCUCCAAAAGUUAUGGUUAAAAAAGAAUCUAGUACUCUAUCAUUAUUAUCGGUUAAAUCCACUUCUACAACAAAAUCUACUUCUUCAAUAGUUUCUAAAACUUUGGUGUCAAAGUCACCAAUAGUAAAAACACAAUCAUCAGUAGUAAAAUCCCCAGCAUCACCUAAACUAAAAACUAUAUCACUUCCAAUUGUGAAAACCCCGUUAUCACCAAUAGUGAAAACGAAAACUACACCAUCACCAACAGUGAAAACGAAAACUCCACCAUCACCAACAGUGAAAACGAAAACUCCACCAUCACCAAUAGUGAAAACUAGAACUACUUCAAUAUCAACAGCAAAGCCACCAUUGUCACCAGUUAUAAAAAAAAUGGUACCAACCAAAUUGAUAUUAAGUCCUGGAUUAACAAAAAGCGGGCCACUUUUAUCUUCUAAACUCAAUUCUGUUUCAACCGAUAGCUUAGUUUCAAAAACAUCAUUAAAAUCUCCAAAGAGCCCUACUAAAGUGGUUUCAAAAAAGGAUUCAAUAGAUAUUAAGAAUGCUGUAGAACCAAAAUCCAAAGGUAUUCGAGGAAAACAGCCCAUUACAAAGACCAUUGAUAUCCCAGGAAUAAGUGAAUUGCCAUCAAAUUUAGUUUCUAACAAACUCGAAACUCAAGAUAUUGAAUUUAAAUUAGAAAAUCCUACUGAAAAUAUUUUAAAAGAAGAAACUGAAAUGAAAAUAAUUCAAAUACUUGAUCAAGAUUCGCAAUAUUCUGAGGAAUUAGAAAAACACUCUACUCUUAUAAAUAUUGAUAAUAGUUUGACAAUAGCUAAUAGUUUAGUUAACGAAGAAACUACAUUAUUAGAUAUAACAAAUUCAUCAAUCAAUCAAUCACAAAAAGUUCAAGAACAUAAUUUAGAAACUAUACAAGAGUAUUUAAUUGAACCUUCAACAUCACUUGAAGAAAUAAGACAAGAUGAAGAAAUUUGUUGCUCAUCAGAAAUCGAAAUUGUAAGAAAAGAUAAAUGUGUACCAUGUUUAAGUACCAUUUCUCAAUCUGUCAAUAAUAUUGAUGAUAAUCAUUUUGAUAUGACUAAUGGAUAUGUUAUUAUAGAAGAUUUAAAUAAAACACAAUUAUGUACUGUAGAUAUAGAUGAUCACUUUGAACCUAUGAAUGACAAAUUAGUACUUGGAGACGUACCAUUUGAAACUGAUUCAAGUGAUAUUUCUGACAGUGAAAAUGUUGUAAAUGAAAUAAUUUCAACCCAAAUGGAUGAUGAUGUUUUCUCAACUGAAGAUAACUUACCUUUAUUAAAUAAAGAUAAUUUAUCUUAUCAUGAUUUUGAUAGAGCUGACAGUACAGAACUUUUCAUUCAUAAACUUUUACCAAAAUCAAUGACACUAUCUGAAGGUGAAUCAUCAGUUAGUACAGACGAUGGACACCUUAGUCGAAAAUCUUAUUCGGAAGUUGUUUCGGGAUCACCUAAAUUUAAUGAUUGCUAUUUUGAUUAUGACUUUGAAGUAGCUGAUGAUUGUUUGGAUUAUGACAAUGAUGAGAGAUCAGUAUUUGUUGAAGUGACAGAAAAAGAAUUUCCUGAAUUAAAAUCUGACUCAAGAAAACGAAACAAAAAGCAAAAGAAAAGAAACUAUAGCAAUAGAACUGAUUCUCAAUCUGGUAAAUAUAAUUUACGAUAAAUUAUUUUAAAUAUUUGUUUAAUUUCUAAUUUGUGUUGUAUUAUUUAUAUUUAGAUUCAAAUAUUUCUACAUCCGAAAUAAAUUAUAACCCCGAAGAAUUUGAUGGCAAUGAAUUUUGCCGUUACAUUAAAAUGAUGAAGGAUUGUUCAUUUUAUCCAAAUGGAUUAUUUUCAUCCGAUUCUGUCAAACUAUCUACAUCAUCAUCUCUUUCAUGGUUAGAUAUAUCCAUCCGGACUACUGAUGAUGACUUGAAACCAUCUACAGAGUUCUUAAGUACUUAUGAGGUAUUCCAAGGUAGUUAUUUAAAUAAAGAUUUCUUAACAUCAAUUAUUGGUUCUACUACAACUCCCACAAAUGAAACUACUUGGUUUUGGAAGUCAAUUGAGGGUAAACAUCAAAUGCAUAAUAAGGCUAAUAUAACACUUAGUCUUAAACCUAGACCUAAACAUUUAACUACACCUCGUUUCAUGACCCUUUUGGCACUUAUCAGUGAAGCUAAAGGUUAUGAAAUCAAACCAUCAUUGUCUGAACAUUUUGUGACCACUGACUGUUCUGCAAGGUUUGAUAAUAAAAUUAGGAGACUUAUGGUUCAAGGAUUUUGGUUGGUUGGCCGAUUAAUAAGAGAAAGUUUGCAUGUGGAGGAAGAAGUGAACUGUGGAAAUCCAUUUGAGUUUGAUGAUGGUGAUAUUGGCUUAUGGUGGGCAGGUAUAAAUAUGUUGGACUGGCAAGAAUACAUAAAAGAAAGUGGCAAAAAUCAACCAAUUCUAAGUUGCUAUCAAUUCGUUCUUGAAAACAUGAAUACAGACUUGGGAAAUAGAUACAACUACAAGGAAGCCUUGUUAAGCAUGAACAGUACAAUACCUGAUGAUUUUAUGAGCGAAUUGGAUAUGGACAAUUUUAUUUUAACUGUGCGCAAUGUCAAGUAUUACUGUGGCAACAUUUUCGUGGACAGUCAAGAAAAUAUCGAAGUACCUGAAGAAAGCUGUGAUGAUGAUGGUAAUCUCAAAGAAUGGGAUAACAACACUGUAGAAAAAAACUAAAAUGUUAAAAAUAAUUAGAUAAAUAUUUAUUAGUAUUAAGUUUUGAGAUAUUUAGUAUUUAAAUAAUAAUAUAUUAAUAUAAUUGUUAAGAGCUAAAUUGUUAUUUUUGAUGUAUAAAUAAAUGUAUAUUACAUAAUUCAUUUGAGUUUUCAAAUUGAAAUUAUAUAGAAUUAAGUACUAUUGUUGUGUUCUAACAAUAAAUUAGUAAUAAUAUUUUGCAUGUUUAAUGUUUUGCUAAACAUAUUUGGGAUUUUAUGAUAUUUUGAUUUAAUUUACAUUUACUAAGGUUAAAUAACAAUGAUAAUGAAUUAAAUAAACUGCUUAUUACGUUUUAUCUAGUUUUUUUUUUUUUUUUUUUAACAAAUAAUAUAAGCAAAACUAGACAUCAGACUGGAUAAAAAAAAUG